Mycena indigotica is the source of this 1092-nucleotide messenger RNA. RefSeq lists its product as uncharacterized. Lineage: Eukaryota; Fungi; Basidiomycota; Agaricomycetes; Agaricales; Mycenaceae. The record is from RefSeq and is a predicted model, not a curated record. The coding region runs from base 1 to 1092 and encodes 363 amino acids. The transcript has 6 exons.
AUGGGCUUCAUUGACGACCUCGUCGCCGAGCUGCUUAGCUCUCUCUUCUCCACAGUGUUCACCUUCGCGGUGGGGAUGCCUUUCCUGGGCGUGCUUGUGCGGUACCGUGCCAACUACACCCCGCACCGCCUCCAGCUUCCGGACGAUGACCAGACGCCGCCUGCCGAUGAAGUCGUGACCAGCUACCUUGGCGUCAUGAGGAGGGUGUAUCGUGUCGAGGGGUGGGCGGGGUUCUACAAGGGUCUCGUGCCCGCGGUAUUGACAACGAUGCUAACGCCGCUGGCGCAAAUGCCAUUCAAGAUGAUUUUGUCGCUCUUUGAUGCGCCGCGCGGGGGAGAAACGCUAUCGUACAUCGUGGUCGUCUAUACAAUUCUGUGGAUCUGUGUGUUUCCGCUGCUGGCGGUCCUGCUGCUACUCCCGAUGCAAAUACUCACCUAUCGCGCAAUCACAACCCAACACCAUCUCCCCUUCUUCGCCCGCUCCCCCAAGCCCGCUUUUAAUGCCCUUCUCUCAACCCUCGAACGGCAGAAGCCUUACCUUCUCUACCUCACGCCGGGCCUGGCCCUCUCAAAUAUCCUCCUUUCGCUCACUGCGGUGCUGGGCGGCCUCCCGGUUCAAAUGCUUGUGAUGCUCAUGGUCGACCCGCGCGGCCGCGAGGAGACAGCAGAACGGCUCAAGCGCCACCUUCCUUUCAUUAUCCUGGCGGGCGUUGUUGCAUUCAUUAUUCUGCUCCUUCUUCUCACCCCCCUCCGGCUCAUGCGCGUGCGUCUGGCUCUGCAGCGCCGGGAGGCAGCAGAGGCAACGAAGCCGGCGGCCGACAUCCCCGACGCCCCGUUGAUGCUCUCCGAGCCGGUUAUCAACCUUCGCACUGCGCCUGAUCACGGCGACGCGGAGCAGCUCCCCGUAUGUCUCGCUGCUCGUCUGUUUCCGGGCCAUCGCCGCAGAGGAGGGCCGCGCCGUCUUGUGGCGCGGGUGGUGGAUCGUGGCAUUGCAGUUGCUUACGUUCCCUAUGGCGGGCAAUAUGGCGCAGGGGCUGUUGUUCACUGUGCUGUGGUAGUUGAGUUGGGAGAAGACGCCAGAGAAACUACCUGA